AUGUAUGAUGAAAUGGUGGAAUUGUUUUCAACACCCAUACAACUUCCAGCUUCUGGACAUCAAAUGGAUCUUUCUCCUGUAGCCUUUCUUGAAACUGAUGUUACUUUAUUGGAUGACCAUGAUAGUAAUUUGGACAUUGAUAACAUGUCAUAUGAGGAACUUCUUGAAUAUUUCGAACAAAUUGACAAUGUAAGCAGAGGUUUGUUAGAAGAAACUAUUACAAGAGUCGUGAAGUUCAAAACUUGUUUAUUACCUAACAACUUGGAUGGGAUAACUUCUGAAGAACAAGAAAGUGAUCUUUGCGUAAUAUGUCAGGAUGAAUAUAAGAACAAAGAGGAAAUUGGAAUUCUACCAUGCCAACAUAAAUACCACACAAAUUGCAUAAGGAAAUGGUUACAUGAAAAAAAUGUUUGUCCCGUUUGCAGAUCAGAAGUAUUAGAUUUUGAUCAGACGUUGAACUAA
Messenger RNA from Vigna radiata var. radiata (mung bean), 462 nucleotides. Its product is annotated as probable E3 ubiquitin-protein ligase HIP1. Lineage: Eukaryota; Viridiplantae; Streptophyta; Magnoliopsida; Fabales; Fabaceae. Gene Ontology annotation, molecular function: ubiquitin protein ligase activity. Gene Ontology annotation, cellular component: nucleus. The record is from RefSeq and is a predicted model, not a curated record. The transcript has 4 exons. Bases 1 to 462 code for a protein of 153 amino acids.